UCAACCCAGUGAGACCGUGUUGUUUGCCAGUGCCCGAACUCUCGGUUUGGGAUCUGCUGUCGUCCUCUCAAUCUUCUCUUCUGGCGGCCGUGGGUGUUGUCGACACCUCUCCACCCAAUCCUCAUUUGUAAUCUCGUUUGAACUCAAGACAUGGAUGUCACGGUGCGCUUUAUUGACAGGAUGAAAUAGUCUGAAUAAUCCGAAUUGAAUCGAGUCGGCAAGGAUUUAACACCGCCUUUCGCAUUCAACUAACUUGACAACAGAGUCGGCGUGGGGAGAAUUUCGAACAUCUUGAUUGCAGUAAAAGUGGAAACGCAACUGCCCGCAACAGCAACAGUUAUGUUUUGACGGCUGAACAAACGAUUUGGGAAUGAAGUUACAGAAGGGUAGACGGCGGCCCUUCCAGAGGUUCUGCUGCGGGGGAAUCGGGCUUCUCGCGGUCAUUUGGCUCUCACAGGUCCUACACGUGACAGACACCAGCCUGUUUGGGAGGCAGUCAGAACACCAUGCUGGACCACAGCUUUUCAGACGUAGACUGAUGCAGGAGUGGAUGGAGAACCAGACCCUGGACCAGAACCUGGACCAGACCCCAGAACAGCCCAGAGCAGCCAUCCAUGAGUUUCCUGAAGACAUCUUCACCAAGGAGGAGCGGCGAGGGGGGGCAGUGCUUCUACACGUGCUGUGUGCUAUCUACAUGUUCUACGCGCUAGCUAUAGUGUGUGACGACUACUUUGUUCCGUCUCUCGAGAAAAUAUCCGAGAACCUUCAACUCAGUGAGGAUGUUGCCGGGGCAACCUUUAUGGCCGCCGGGAGCUCCGCCCCUGAGCUGUUCACCUCUCUCAUUGGUGUGUUCAUCACUAAGGGGGAUGUGGGGGUUGGCACCAUUGUAGGAUCUGCUGUCUUUAACAUCCUGGUCAUUAUUGGAGUCUGUGGAAUCUUUGCAGGACAGACGGUGGUUCUGACAUGGUGGUCCCUGUUCAGAGAUUCUCUGUACUACAUCCUUUCAGUGCUGGCUCUCAUCCUGGUCAUCUAUGAUGCCAAAGUGGUCUGGUGGGAGUCUCUAAUGCUCAUCUCUAUGUAUGGAGUCUACAUUCUGAUCAUGAAGUUCAACUCUCAGAUCCGGGGUUUUGUGGAGCGUCGGCUGGAGGCUUCAGGGCCGUGCUGCCGGGGCUCUGAGGCCCUGAGGGAAGAGCAGGCAGGAGAGGACGGAGCCAACUGCAACACCUCCAUGACACUGCUGAAGAAAGGGUCGUCAGGGCCGGGGGAGGAGUCGUCUCCAGUGAUGAUGGUGGACGAGAUGCUGAUCCUGAACCCCCACCAGAUGUCCUUCUCCGAGGCGGGGCUGCGGAUCAUGAUCACGCCCCACUUCUCCCCCCGGACCAGGCUCAGCAUGGCGGGGCGCGUGCUCAUCAGCGAGAGACAGAGGUUGAUCCAGAGCCCCAAGAGCCAGCAGGAUGCCGAGGCCAGCCCCCUGAAGGGCUCUGGAGGCCUGGAGAACGGAGGCAGCGUGGAGAGGCAGACUCCUGAGGGGGCCGGGGUGGAGGCGGGGGAGAAGCCGGGGGUCGAGGGCUGCCGUGCGGACGAGGAAGAUGAGGAUGACGACGCUCCUUUCAGGCCUUUCCACCUCCCUGGCAGCUGGGCUGCCCGGGCCAAGUGGCUGAUCUCUUGGCCCCUGAGCACCCUCCUCUACUGCACCGUGCCCAACUGUGUGUGGCCACGCUGGCAUCGCUGGUUCAUGGUGUCGUUCGUGGGCUCCACUCUCUGGAUCGCCAUCUUCUCCUACCUCAUGGUGUGGAUGGUCACCAUCAUCAGCCACACUCUAGACAUCCCAGACUACAUCAUGGGCAUCACCUUCCUGGCUGCCGGCACCAGCGUGCCAGACUGCAUGGCUAGCCUCAUCGUAGCACGGCAAGGUAUGGGCGACAUGGCGGUGUCGAACUCCAUCGGCAGUAACAUCUUUGACAUCCUUUUGGGGCUGGGAUUCCCCUGGGCUCUGCGUACUCUGGUGGUGGAACACGGAUCAUCGGUCUACAUCAACAACAAGGGUCUGGUUUACUCUGUAGUCCUGCUGCUGGCUUCUGUCUUCCUGACCGUGACGAGUGUCCAUCUGAACCACUGGAAGCUGGACCGCCGCCUGGGCCUGGGCCUCCUGUCCCUGUACGCCGUCUUCCUCCUCUGUUCCAUCCUCUUCGGGAACAUGUGAGGCCGUCAAGGUCAGAGGUCGACCCUGGCGGGCCCCUUCCCGUCACAUGCCAGGCUGAGCGACAUCCUCCCCCUCUGAUCCUUCCUCCUCCGGUCAUGCCAAAAAGAGUACGCUGCACACCUGCACACCUGUCUGCUGUGCUGGUGUUUGUGUGUACCACAAACGGGAUAUGAGAAGGAGGUGGUAAGCACAUACUGCACAUUGUGUACACAAACACACACGCAAUUACCCACUCAUGCGCAAAUGCACGUAGGCACACACACGCUCGCAUGCACUUACUCACACACACACACACACAGUAAAAAAAUGUUUAUCAGUAAGUUCAUUGGUACAGUGGUGUUUCAAGAGCCCUUAAACAUGGAGUAACAUAGUACAGUCAGUUUGUUUCCUUGUUUCCUGACGUUCACCUGGGAUCAAUAUAUGAAGGAUGAGACACGUCGCUUGAUUACCCAUGAGCUUUGGCAUAUUUUGCAGAAGCUCAUGGACACCAAAAGGGGCCGAUCUUCAGCUCACUGAUUGCAUUACAGUACGAUGGAUGACCUCUAAGCGGAUAUAUGUCCACAUAGUAGGCUGUCUUGUAGAAUUUCACUAAAUUAAAUGUAUUUGUUUUAUAACAAAUUGCAUGAUAACUUGUUUUUUUACAAUUGUUUGCAUAUUUUUCAAGGAGCAACAGUUAGCCACCUUUAGCUUGUAGCUUAUUUAGGGUUCUGUUGCUAUAGGUUACGAGUCACUGCUGGUCCCAUGAAAUCCAAACAUACGCGUCCUGAUGACGUGGUUGUCUCAACCUUCAUACAUUCAACCUAGAUGUUUACCUUUCCAUGUUUGUUUAUGACAUACACCCUAGCUGACUGCCUAGUUUUGUGGUUAAGCUGUGUUUGUGUACAGAUGAGCAGAACAUUAGAGCCGUGUAAGACACGAUAAUAAAGUCAAUAAACUUCUGAAGAUGCCGUUAUGUGAAUAUAUUUUGUAAGUGACUGAUAGAGUUCGAGUGAGGGUCAAAUAAUUAAUUUUGCCUGACCGACUGCUUUUGAACAAGUGUUACAAAUGACGUAAAUAGUAUUAAAGUGAAAUCAAAGAUUUAUAGCAUUUCUAGAGAUAUUAUAUGUCAAAUAUAUGUUUCUAUGAGUGUCACCACCUUUGAUAACAUGCGUACGGGUCUGUUGUAAUAGUUCACCAAGUUUAGGUACGAUCAAUGUUUGUAAAAAUUAGGAGUUUCCCAGUAUUACUAUACAACUAUUACUGUCUUCAACACUUUUUACUGUUUCUAAAUGUUUACUAAAUAUAGUUUUACAAAAAAAUGAAUGUCAGACAGAAAAUAGAUUUGUGAUGUUUUUGAUAUUUAUAAGAUCUAGAUGACGUACUUCCUAUUUGUGAAUAUUACACACUGGUACUUAAAGAUAUGUAUAUUUUUGUCACUUGGUUCAAUAAUACAAAAAAAGACUGACACUUGA
This is a messenger RNA of Hypomesus transpacificus, 3654 nucleotides long. RefSeq names its product sodium/potassium/calcium exchanger 3-like. Gene Ontology annotation, biological process: calcium ion transmembrane transport; intracellular calcium ion homeostasis. Gene Ontology annotation, molecular function: calcium channel activity; calcium, potassium:sodium antiporter activity. Gene Ontology annotation, cellular component: membrane. NCBI's taxonomy places the organism in Eukaryota, Metazoa, Chordata, Actinopteri, Osmeriformes, Osmeridae. The transcript has 17 exons. The coding region runs from base 371 to 2203 and encodes 610 amino acids. The record is from RefSeq and is a predicted model, not a curated record.